Messenger RNA from Malassezia globosa CBS 7966, 2139 nucleotides. RefSeq lists its product as uncharacterized. Gene Ontology annotation, molecular function: catalase activity; heme binding. Lineage: Eukaryota; Fungi; Basidiomycota; Malasseziomycetes; Malasseziales; Malasseziaceae. Bases 1 to 2139 code for a protein of 712 amino acids. Gene Ontology annotation, biological process: hydrogen peroxide catabolic process; response to oxidative stress. Gene Ontology annotation, cellular component: cytosol. The transcript has a single exon. The record is from RefSeq and is a predicted model, not a curated record.
AUGAUGGCUUGGAAGCAGGUUCUGCUUUUAGCUCUAUCUUUUGUGGUUCUAGCUUCAUCAGCACACAAUGACAACGUGACGAUACACUUCAGGCACGGAGGCGACCCUCAGCAGCAUGGAGGCGAGGGAAAUCUCACCACUGACCAAGGUGUAUUGAUUUCCGAUAACCAAAAUAGUCUGAAAGCCGGUACGCGCGGUCCCACCUUACUUGAGGACUUCGUUCUGCGGGAGAAAAUUUUCAACUUUGACCACGAGCGUAUCCCAGAGCGCAUCGUCCAUGCUCGUGGCUCUGGUGCACACGGGUACUUUGAGGCUACGGAGGAUAUCUCGCACCUGAGCAGAGCGCAUGUAUUUAAGAAAGGGAUGAAGACGCCUGUUUUCGCGCGUUUCUCUAAUGUCGCAGGAGGCUCAGGCUCGGUCGACACUCCGCGCGACGUGCGAGGCUUUGCGGUCAAGUUCUACACGAAUGAAGGCAACUGGGAUCUGGUUGGUAAUAACAUGCCUGUUUUCUUUAUUCAGGAUGCGAUCAAGUUCCCAGACCUAAUUCAUUCGGUGAAAAUGGAAGCCGAUCGCGGCUAUCCGCAGGCUGCAACGGCGCACGAUACCUUCUGGGAUUGGGCCACGCUUAUGCCUGAGUCCACGCACAUGCAGCUCUGGGCUAUGUCCGAGCGCGGUCUUCCACGCUCACUUCGCAUGAUGGAGGGCUUUGGUAUUCACACCUUCCAGCUAGUGAACGAAAGCGGAGAUGCGCACUUUGUUAAAUUCCACUGGAAGCCGAAGCUUGGCGUUCAAUCAACCUUGUGGGAUGAAACGACCAAGAUUCAGGGUGCAGACAACGACUAUCACCGCAAAGAUCUUUUCGAGUCUAUCGAAUCAGGCAUGUAUCCCGAGUGGCAGCUCGGUAUCCAGGUAUUCGACAAGGAAUUUGCCGACUCUCAGCCUUACGACGUGCUGGACUCGACCAAACUGAUUCCUGAGGAAGAUGUUCCGGUCAAGUUCAUCGGCCGUAUGGUGCUGAAUCGCAACCCUGACAACUUCUUUGCCGAGACAGAGCAGGUCGCGUUCUGUCCUUCGCACGUCGUUCCCGGUAUUGACUUCUCAGACGAUCCCUUGCUGCAAGGACGCCUAUUCUCUUACCUGGACACCCAAAAGUCGCGCUUGGGCACCUCGAAUUUCCAUCAGCUUCCAAUUAACCAUCCGAAGGUGCCUGUGCGCAACUUCCAGCGUGAUGGCAUGAUGCAAAUGAGCAUUCCUAAGGGUCGUGCAAACUACGAACCGAAUAGCCUGUACGAAGCCGACGAACCCACAGGUCCUCGCGCAUGUCCCUUCAUGGCUGCCUUCCACACGUCAAGUCAUGUUACAGGACCUCGGGAGCGCGGUCCUAAGCUCCGCGCGCGUGACGAGCGAUUUGCCGAUCACUACAGUCAGGCACGCCAAUACUGGAAGUCGCUGACGGAGUCUGAGCAGAACCACACGGUUGGCGGUUUCGUAUUCGAACUCUCACAAGUAUCUCUUUCACAGGUGCCGAAACGCGCAGUCGCAAACUUGCGCAACGUGGACGAGUCACUUGCUCGUCGCGUAGCAAAGGGUUUAGGCAUCGAACUCCCCAAGAAAUCGAAACCGGUUCGCGAGCCUGUUGAUCUACCUGCCAGUCCAGCACUCUCUAUACACCGUAAUACUAAGCAUACGAUUGAAGGACGAAAAAUUGGUAUUCUUAUCAACGAAGGAAGCGAUAAGGGCAAGAUCGAGCGUCUGAAGAAGAUGAUCAAGGAGCAUAAUGGCGUCCCAGCUGUGAUUGCACCUCGAGCGCAUGGCAUAAAACUGUCGGAUGGGUCGAAGGUCGACGCAGAUGGGAUUCUGGCCGGCAUGCCCUCUGUCUUGUUUGACGCAGUGGCAGUGGUUCUGUCCAACAAGGGUACGGAUCAGCUACUUAAGGAAUCGGCUGCUGUUCAAUGGGUGCAGGAUGCAUACGCACACUUGAAGGCUAUUGCUUACACGAAAGAAUCUGAGCGUCUGCUUAAGAAGGGGGGCGUGGACACAAAUCAGAAAGGCAUUUCUACGGACUUGGGCUCUGAAUUCAUCAAGGAUGCUGGUACUCGCUUUUGGAAGCGCGAACAUCUCGUACGCACUCUCUACUGA